AUGGAUGUUCUUUUGCAUGAAUUAGUGCCUCGCACAGAAGACCAUGGACACUCUCGUGGCAAGCGAGCUCUUGUUGUCACAGCCGUUCUUACCUCACUGGCCGGUCUAGUCGUUUGCAUGCGAUUUUAUGCACGGAUCGGGUUGAUGAAGAACACUGGCCGUGAAGAUUGGGCUGUUUUGGGCGCAUUAACACUAUCAGUUGUAUACUGCGGUCUUGUUGGUGCCCAAUUCCACUUUGGCAUGGGAACUCAUGAUACAUAUCUCCCGACACAUAUUCUGCGCGAACAAUUGAAGUGUCUCUGGGCCGCUAUCCCAAUAUACAACGCCAGUCUCUGUUGCACUAAAUUCUCCAUCCUCUUCCAAUACCUUCGCAUCUUCCCCGCUCGCUGGUUCCGCAAUGCCUGCUAUAUCAUGAUGGCAAUUGUGGCUACAUACUCAACCUGGGCUGUUGUCAGUGGUUUCUUAAACUGCGUUCCUGUCAGCAGAUUCUGGGAUCGCACUGUGUCAGGAUAUUGUCUCAACUUUGAUGCUGUUUGGUUCUUCAACGCCUCGAUGAAUAUCGCAACAGACGUGACGCUUUUGCUGCUCCCUAUGCCACUGCUUUCCCAACUGCAGCUUCCACGGCUACAAAAGAUUGCGCUGAUGUGUGUCUUCGCGAUCGGUAUCCUGGUCGUCAUUACUAGCAUUCUCCGACUCUCAAGCCUUCGAACUGUUGCCAGUAGCCCGGAUACAUCUUACGCUAACGUCGGCGCUUCCUACUGGACAGCAGCCGAAUGCAACGUCGCUAUUAUCUGCUCUUGUCUCCCAUUCCUGCGCCCUAUUGUCAGCAAGUUCUUCCCUAAGCUGCUGUCCACAAACAGCUACAACAAUAAUUACACUGGCAACGAUCACACGGGAACAAACAGAUAUACGAACAGAUUUGCCAGUCACCGCUCAGCUCGGCAGCAGAGCCAGUUGUUUAGUCGGACGGACGAGAGAGAUUACGAUAUCUAUUCCAUCAACGUGAAGCCAGGUGAUAGAUCCAGUCGAAGCUCACUCGGUGGUAUUGAGGUUACCACUGAGAUGACGGUCAUGCAGGAUACUGUCAAGCAUGAUGAAAACGUUAGCGAGAGGAGAUUGGUUAUUCAUUCUUCUGGAUGA
Penicillium malachiteum is the source of this 1140-nucleotide messenger RNA. RefSeq names its product PTH11-like integral membrane protein. NCBI's taxonomy places the organism in Eukaryota, Fungi, Ascomycota, Eurotiomycetes, Eurotiales, Aspergillaceae. The record is from RefSeq and is a predicted model, not a curated record. The coding region runs from base 1 to 1140 and encodes 379 amino acids. The transcript is spliced from 5 exons.